GUGCGCCCGCACGCGAGAACUUGAGUUAGUACGAGCUUAACGUUGCCCCCGGUCGGGUGCUAAUUGGCUUGUGUUUGGAGUGUUUGAAAGUGAGCGUUAGUGUUUAUCUUAGACUGUUUUUCCUGCACCACACCACAACAAAACAAUGCAGGAAGGAGUGCCAACGGACAGUGUCGCGCUGGAAGCGAUCGAAAAGUUAGGCCCGCGGGAGAAAUGGCGCAUUGUGAAGAACAUUGCCGUGCUGGGGAUUGCGUUCAUGAUACACUUUACCGCGUUCCAUGGGACGUCCAACCUGCAGAGCUCGCUGCACAACGAUGGAUCGCUGGGAGCGUACACACUGGCCUGCAUCUAUGGGUCGUUGAUUUUGUCCAACCUCUUCCUACCGGUGCUGGUGAUAGGGCUGCUGGGGUGCAAGUGGACGAUCGUGGUGUCGUUCGUUGCCUACAUGCCGUACAUUGCGGCCCAGUUCUACCCGUCCUUUGCCACGCUCAUACCGAGUGGGCUGGCCGUUGGGUUCGGCGGUGGGCCGCUCUGGUGCGCCAAGUGUACCUACCUCUCGAUCAUAGCGGAAGCGUUCAGCAUUGCCACGCGGCGCAAGGUCCGCACCGACUAUCUGAUCGUAAAGUUCUUCAGCUUGUUCUUCGUGUUUUACCAGCUGGCACAAGUGCUGGGCAAUUUGAUAUCAUUCACCGUGCUGUCCUACGGGGAGACUGAAUCGGCGCCGGUGAAUGGUAGCGUGAUCGAAUCGAGCGUGAAUAUAUCUGCAACGUGCGGUGCAAACUAUGCUGCACCGAUCCACCAGGAGGCACAGACUGCAAUUGACCUAAAACGGCCCGAACCGGAGCAGCUGAACCGUCUGACCGGUAUCUUUCUGGCGUGCAUGGUGGCGGCAUCCAUUUCCGUGGCGCUGGGUGUGGAUUCCCUCAAAAGAUACAAUAUGGUGCGCAAAGCGCCCGAUAAUCGAACGUCCGGCAUGAACACACUUGUCAUCACCUUGCGUCAUCUUGGUCACAAGUAUCAGCUACUGCUGAUACCGAUCACCGCAUUCAUCGGCAUAGAGCAAGCGUUCAUAACGGCCGAUUUCACAAAGUCUUUCGUUGCUUGCGGGCUCGGCAUUAGCUACAUCGGUUACGCGAUGAUAAGCUUCGGGUUGGCGAAUGCCGUCGCUGCCGCCUGCACUCCGUACAUCACGAAGCACCUUGGCCGCCGGCUGCUCAUUCUGGUGACGUGCCUGUUCCACGCGGCGCUAAUCGUGUUCAUGCUGCUGUGGACACCGACCGACGAGUAUUACAAGUAUUCGAUAAUCGUCGCCUGCUGGGGAUUGGCGGACGGUGUCUGGCUGAUUCAAAUCAAUUCACUGAGCGGUGUUCUGUUCCCGGGCAAGGAGGAGGCUGCGUUCAGUAACUUUCGAUUAUGGGAAGCUUGCGGCUCGGUAAUCAUGUACUCAGCCAGUUCGUUCUUCCCCACCUUCCACAAGCUGCUGUUUGUGCUGGGCGUGAUGAUUGUUGGCACGAUCGGGUACGGGGCAAUAGAGUUUAUGGAACAUCGAGCAAAGCGCAUAGAUCCCGGAAAGCGCUUUGAAGCUGUUGAUCAAGAACCGCACGAUAGCUGAAUUACAAAUUGUAAAGGAAAGUCGGAACGACUGAGAAUCCUUUGCCUCUGUUCCUUUCUGUAUGGUUUAGAUAGUGCUUGCAAAGGAUAAACGAAAAUCAAAAGCUCAAACUUGACCGUUAAAUGGCUGCGUACUUUAUACGAGCUUGCCUUUUCAAAAACUACUGUACGCAGCUAAAAAGUAGUGAGAAGACUUCAGGCGUUAUUAAGGCUUUUUGGGCAUUUUUAUGUGAAAUUAGAUUGUAAUGUUCGCCACGUACUGUUCACGAUACUCACAAAUUGUUGUCAGAAUAAUGAUUUUAUUCGGAUA
This is a messenger RNA of Anopheles coluzzii, 1921 nucleotides long. RefSeq names its product UNC93-like protein. Gene Ontology annotation, biological process: regulation of potassium ion transport; regulation of muscle contraction. Lineage: Eukaryota; Metazoa; Arthropoda; Insecta; Diptera; Culicidae. Gene Ontology annotation, cellular component: striated muscle dense body; plasma membrane. Gene Ontology annotation, molecular function: potassium channel regulator activity. The transcript has 7 exons. The record is from RefSeq and is a predicted model, not a curated record. The coding region runs from base 146 to 1612 and encodes 488 amino acids.